AUGGCGACACAAGUACAGACGUCCACUAUCGCGAACGGUAUCAAAACGAAUGGCAAAAUCAAGUCCAAAAAUCAGCUACGCCGUCUGAAGGCGAAGCAGAAGAAGGCGGAGGAGAAGUCGGCGACUCCGCCAAAGGAAGAGGAAAAGCCAGAUAUCAAGAUGGACGAGGCAGAGCAGUCUAUGGAUGUCGAGUACGUACCUGAGCAAUUGGAUGUCAAAGGUCCUGCCGUCGAAGAGUUCUCCGACGUCUUUGCUCGUUUCCAGUUGCCGCCUGAAUCAGCAUUGCAGAAUCGUGACCAGGAACAUGGCAAGGGAGAGAUCAUCUACUCGGACGACGAUAUGGAAUCGGAGGGCGACUCUGAAGCCGAAGAGAAGAAGCCCCUCUCGAAGAAGAAGGCUCGCAAGAUGAACCGACUGACAGUCGCAGAGCUCAAGCAACUCGUAAAGAAGCCUGAAGUCGUCGAAUGGACGGACGUCACAGCAGCUGAUCCUCGCUUGCUUCUGCAACUCAAGAGCUACCGGAACACAGUACCUAUUCCGAGCCACUGGAGUGCAAAGCGCGACUACUUGCAAGGCAAACGCGGAAUUGAGAAGCCUCCUUUCCAACUACCAUCAUACAUCGCCGACACCGGUAUUGCCACAAUGCGCGAUGCCGUAAAGGAAAAGGAGGCAAAUAUGUCUCUCAAGGCCAAGACCCGCGAGAGGGUCCAGCCAAAGAUGGGCAAGGUCGACAUCGACUACCAGAAGCUGCACGAUGCCUUCUUCAAGUUCAUGACGAAGCCGAAUGUCACGGGCUUUGGCGAGAUGUACUAUGAAGGCAAGGAGUUCGAGACUCAGUUGAAGCAUAAGCGUCCUGGUGAUCUCUCGCCAGAGCUAGUAGAAGCUUUGUCGAUACCGCCUCUUGCGCCCCCACCGUGGUUGAUUAGCAUGCAAAGAUUCGGCCCUCCACCAAGUUAUCCGACAUUGCGGAUACCUGGCUUGAACGCGCCUAUUCCAGAAGGAGCGCAAUGGGGUUUCCACCCGGGUGGUUGGGGUAAGCCUCCUCUUGAUGAGUACAAUCGUCCAUUGUACGGUGACGUCUUUGGUGUGAUGCCAAAGAACACCGAUGCCGAUAUGGGCGAGCCCGUUGAUCGUAACCUAUGGGGAGAGCUUGAGCCGGAAGAAGAAGAGGAGGAGGAAGAAAGUGAAGAGGAGAGCGAAGAGGAAGAAGUCCAGGAACAGGCACCGCAAGAAGGCUUGCAGACUCCGUCUGGGCUUGCGACGCCAUCAGGUAUGGCCAGUGUUGUCUCAACAGUGGCUGGCGGGCUGGAAACACCUGAUUUCCUUGAGUUGCGCAAGAAUGCGGGACGGGCUCAGUCGGAAGCCGUGGAGACAGGUCCGAGAUCGCUGUACCAUGUCGUGCCCGAGAAGCAGACAUCUGUCAGGGGUAUCAUGGGCAGCGAGCGUGGAUACGAUGUCACUGCGGUUACAGGCAGCGGUGCGAUUCCGGUGCUCGGAGACGAAAGGGGCUCGAAGCGGAGGACGAACGGCGUGGAAGUGUCGAUAGACGCUUCGGAGCUGGAGGGUAUGUCGGAAGAGGAGCUGCGCAGGAAGUACGAGCAGCACUCGCGGGGGUCUGCUGGUGUGCCUGGCGCAAACGGCAGAGAAGACUUCUCGGAUAUGAUCGCGAAGGAGAUGGCGAAGAAGAAGCACAAGGCAGACCGGGACAGGGACAGGAAGGAGAAGGAGUUCAAAUUCUGA
Messenger RNA from Laetiporus sulphureus 93-53, 1740 nucleotides. RefSeq names its product DUF382-domain-containing protein. Bases 1 to 1740 code for a protein of 579 amino acids. NCBI's taxonomy places the organism in Eukaryota, Fungi, Basidiomycota, Agaricomycetes, Polyporales, Laetiporaceae. Gene Ontology annotation, biological process: mRNA splicing, via spliceosome. The transcript is spliced from 8 exons. Gene Ontology annotation, cellular component: catalytic step 2 spliceosome; precatalytic spliceosome; U12-type spliceosomal complex. The record is from RefSeq and is a predicted model, not a curated record.